GACUCAGCCAACCCGGUGGUUCCCCCUCCCAUUCCCCCACUCUCAAGGGCAUACGAAAGCCUUGUCAAGGCUGAGAAAGUUAAUUCCUGAAGCCUGUGGUCUGCGGGUGUUGGCAGUAAUACUACCUCCCUUUUUCUACCCCGAGUCAGAUAGAAACAAACAUGGGAACUGUGUUUUGCUAGCAACCUAUCAACAAGGUCUUGUGACCCAUUCAGAAAGUUCGCAAGGUACACAGAACUAAAUGUUUUGGCUGGCAGUGAUCAUGUGAAACCUGUUUAUUCUUAGAAUGACCUGAUCCAUAAGAGUCUUAUAUUAUAAAAGAUUGUGUACAGCAACAAUAAAGCCGUCACUUGGGCCAUCAGCCCAGGGGACCUUCCUGUUCCCAAACUUUCUCUCUUCUCUUUUUUUCUUGCAUUCCCCUACCCUCAGGACCCUGACCUCGGUGUUUGUCGCGCCGGUCGCGACAAGUGGCUCCCGAACAGGGACCUGAGACAACAAGGAGGAAAGCGAAAGCAGACCGUGCGGCGUCUAAUUCAGAUUAUUCCCAAAAGGCCUGGCAUUCAUUCCUUCAAGAAACACCUAUGGCUAUUCUGGAAGUGCAAAGGGAAACAAGGAGACCUUUAGUGGCUCCUUUAAGAGAUAUGGGUCGACCUCCUAACAAGGUACAGGUACACCACAAGAUUAUCCCACAAACCAUUUUGCAAUCCCCUGAAGGAAGAAUUCAUUCUGAUCUUUGGAAGUUAUAUGCUACCUUUAAUAAAAUAUAUACUAAUUACAGCUUUAGUUUUCCAGAAUAUUAUGUUUCUCCAGUUCUGCAAUUGUGUGCCUGUGCUCCUCCACCCUACUAUCUGAUUGUUGGAGAUGGGACCAUUACUCCAGUGAAAGAAGAUGGUCAUCAGUUAUACCGGCUGACUUGUCCUGCUUGUGAACGGCUGCGCAGGACCAAAGGGUUUCUUGGACUCUUAAUUGCUGGACUCAUAGCAGCAGUGACUGUAAUUGCCUCUGCAACUGUAUCUGUAAUAUCCUUACAUGAAAGUGCCCAAACGGCAUCCCAUGCAAAUGAAUUGGCUCAUAAUGUAUCCAAGGUGUUUGUCACUCAAAAACGAGUAGACCAUAAAUUGGAAGCCCAAUUAGAGGCACUACAAGAAGCAUUAAUGUAUCUUGGUGAUCAGUUUGCUGUUUUGUGUACCAGACUUUCUUUAAUUUGUCAUGAUGCAUAUAAACAUAUCUGUGUUACCCCUUUAGAGUAUACCAAUAUGACAUGGGGACAAGUGCAUCCUCAUUUACAAGGGGUUUGGGAUGAUGCUAAUACUAGCUUAGACUUCUUACAGCUGCAAGAAGAGAUAAAUGCUGUUGCAAGUAGCUCACUCAGUUUCCCUGACCCUGGAGAUCUCGCUGAAACCAUACUGCACCAACUUAAUGGGUUUAAUCCAUUUAAUAUUCUUCAGCAUUCCUUCUGGAUCUUUACUGGAAUUGUUUCCGUAAUAUCUGUUAUACUUGUCUUGCUGUGUUGUUUCUGGAGAUGGGGUCUUACUGCCUUUACCACAUACCAAGCCAGGAUGCACAUGUUGCAAUUACAAACAAUAGGGGGACAUGUGGGGGGCCGGGCCCCGGUGCCAGGCUGAGACCGGGUCGAGCAAAGGCUCCCUGUCGACUCAGCCAACCUGGUGGUUCCCCCUCCCAUUCAUGUGGGAGGCC
Neofelis nebulosa (Clouded leopard) is the source of this 1698-nucleotide messenger RNA. RefSeq names its product endogenous retrovirus group K member 13-1 Env polyprotein-like. Lineage: Eukaryota; Metazoa; Chordata; Mammalia; Carnivora; Felidae. Gene Ontology annotation, molecular function: structural molecule activity. The record is from RefSeq and is a predicted model, not a curated record. The transcript is spliced from 2 exons. Bases 582 to 1625 code for a protein of 347 amino acids.